CCACACAUGCGCAGUGACAGUAACCCUCAAUUUGUCUGAACCGCGUGAGCAGAAACAGGAGGAAAAUAAAUUGAAAAGAUAAAAUAAUAAACUAAAUAAUAGAGAAUAAAAAGGAGUGAGAGAGAGACGGAGGAGUUAUGAACCAGCUGCAGCGGGUUCAGGGACGACGGGACACUGACAGAGACACUUCCUGUUUGUGUUUCAGUCCAAGAGAUGAGGAGGACCAGGAGGAGUCAGACUGUCACCAUGACAACAGCGACGGGACCAACAAUAACAACAACACCCGACGCAAGACGGUGUGUCCAGCUGCAGGUGAACACCCUCUGCAGUAUAACUACACCUUCUGGUACAGCAGACGAACGCCGAGUCGUCCUGCGAGCUCUCAGAGCUACGAACAAAACAUUCGACAGAUCGGCACAGUGGCAUCGGUGGAGCAGUUCUGGAAGUUUUACAGUCACCUGGUGCGACCAGGUGAUCUGAGCGGACACAGCGACUUCCACCUGUUCAAGGAGGGAAUCAAACCCAUGUGGGAGGAUGAGUCGAACCGUGGGGGGGGGAAGUGGAUCAUUCGUCUCCGUAAAGGUUUGGCCAGUCGGUUCUGGGAGAACAUCAUACUGGCCAUGCUGGGAGAGCAGUUCAUGGUGGGAGAGGAAAUCUGUGGAGCUGUGGUCUCGAUUCGCUUCCAGGAGGACAUCUUAUCGAUCUGGAACAGAACGUCCAAUGAUCAGACGACAACGUCCAGAAUCAGAGACACUCUGAGACGAGUCCUGAACCUUCCAGCCAACACUAUCAUGGAGUACAAGACGCACAACGACAGCCUCAGGGACAACUCGAGCUUCAGAAACACAAAGAUUUCCCUCUGACGCCACGAUCAGCUGACUGUCCUCUGUCCAAUCAGGACGCAGAGCACCAUCAUCACACUCUGCUCUGUCAUUGGCCAGUUGAGGAGUGUGUGUGUGUGUGUGUGUGUGUGUGCAGAUUAUGGACCAACAAAGUGAGUGGACUGAAGCUGUUUCACUGUUUUAUUAUUUCUGAUAUUGAUCGAUCAGUCACUGAUUGAUUGGUGAUCAUCAUUAAAACCAAACUGCA
Toxotes jaculatrix (banded archerfish) is the source of this 1089-nucleotide messenger RNA. Its product is annotated as eukaryotic translation initiation factor 4E type 2-like. NCBI's taxonomy places the organism in Eukaryota, Metazoa, Chordata, Actinopteri, Toxotidae. The transcript has 7 exons. Gene Ontology annotation, cellular component: cytoplasm; eukaryotic translation initiation factor 4F complex. Gene Ontology annotation, biological process: translational initiation. The coding region runs from base 138 to 863 and encodes 241 amino acids. Gene Ontology annotation, molecular function: translation initiation factor activity; RNA 7-methylguanosine cap binding. The record is from RefSeq and is a predicted model, not a curated record.